AUGGCUCUGGAUUGUGUUGGAGCAAUUGAUGGUACACAUGUUCGCGCAUCUGUGCCACCUGAAAUACAAGGAAGGUUUCAUGGUUGCAAAGAUGGAACCACGCAAAAUGUGUUAGUUGCCAUUAGUUUUGACUUAAAGUUCACUUAUGUAUUGGCUAGAUGGGAAGGCAGUGCACAUGAUUCACGUGUGUUAAAUGAUGCAUUUGCUAGGCUAGGGGGAUUUUCAAUUCUCGAAGGUAAAUAUUAUAUUGGUGAUGCUGGGUAUGGUAAUAAAAAUGGAAUUUUGUCACCUUAUCGGAGUGUGCGAUAUCACUUGAAAGAGUUUAGUGAUCGUCCUCCUGAGAAUGAGCAAGAAUUGUAUAACCUUCGACACUCUUCAUUGAGAACUACCAUUGAGCGAGGGUUUGGAGUGUUGAAGAAAUGUUUUCGAGUGUUGGAUGCAGAACCAUUUUGGUCUUUUGAAACCCAAGUGAAAGUAGUGUUAGCAUGUUGUGUGAUUCAUAAUCACAUUAUGGGGGUUGAACCAAAUGACCAUAUUAUGGCGACUGCAAUGAACCAAGUAGAGUCUAGUGGCCCCCAACAAGAAACACAGUCACGUCGGGAUUCCAUUGAAGACAGUAGAGUGUGGAAUGCUAAGAGAGAUCAGAUAUGCCAAGCUAUGUGGUUUGAUUAUACUAGGAGUGGAGAGUAG
This is a messenger RNA of Quercus robur (English oak), 690 nucleotides long. Its product is annotated as protein ALP1-like. Lineage: Eukaryota; Viridiplantae; Streptophyta; Magnoliopsida; Fagales; Fagaceae. The coding region runs from base 1 to 690 and encodes 229 amino acids. The transcript has 3 exons. The record is from RefSeq and is a predicted model, not a curated record.